Messenger RNA from Cololabis saira (Pacific saury), 4286 nucleotides. It is a transcript of the gene ccnd1, whose product is annotated as cyclin D1. Gene Ontology annotation, cellular component: cyclin-dependent protein kinase holoenzyme complex; nucleus; cytoplasm. Gene Ontology annotation, molecular function: cyclin-dependent protein serine/threonine kinase regulator activity. Gene Ontology annotation, biological process: mitotic cell cycle phase transition; regulation of cyclin-dependent protein serine/threonine kinase activity; positive regulation of G1/S transition of mitotic cell cycle. Bases 362 to 1243 code for a protein of 293 amino acids. The transcript is spliced from 5 exons. Lineage: Eukaryota; Metazoa; Chordata; Actinopteri; Beloniformes; Belonidae. The record is from RefSeq and is a predicted model, not a curated record.
CUAAAGUUGUGUUGCAAAUGCGCGUGCGUGCUGGUGUUGAGCAGCAGCAGCAGGAUAAGGGGGUUUUGUCUGUGGGAGCAGAGCGCGCCGGCUCAGAGGGCGCACGCACAGCGGAGAGGAAGGAGGAACAAGAGGAACAAGAGAGGACACACAGCAGCAGCAGCAACAGACACAGCAACAAGUCCUACAAGCCGGAGCUAUUGAAAUCAAUCAGAAAUAAGAAUAUUUCGGCCCCAGUAAGCCGCUGAUCCUGCAACACAAGUCCAAACCCGGAGCCCCUUGGAAGCAGAUCCUCGGACCCGGAGCCCCAAUCCGACCCCCGACGCACGGAUCCCCGGCUCCCCGGCUCCCCGGCUCCGCCAUGGAGGAGCAGCUGCUGUGCUGCGAGGUGGACUCCAUCCGCAGAGCCUACCAGGACGUGAACCUGCUGAACGACCGCGUCCUGCAGACCAUGCUGAAGGCGGAGGAGAUCUACCUGCCGUCGCCCAACUACUUCAAGUGCGUCCAGAAGGAGAUUGUACCCCGAAUGAGGAAGAUAUUAGCCACCUGGAUGUUGGAGGUCUGCGAAGAACAGAAAUGCGAGGAGGAGGUUUUUCCGCUGGCUAUGAACUAUUUGGACAGAUUUUUAUCCGUGGAGGCCACCAGGAAAACAAGGCUGCAGCUGCUCGGAGCUACGUGUAUGUUUUUGGCGUCCAAGAUGAAGGAGACGGUACCCUUAACUGCGGAGAAACUCUGUAUUUACACAGACAACUCGGUCCAUCCCGGAGAGCUGCUGCAAAUGGAGCUGCUGGUUCUCAGCAAGCUGAAGUGGGAUCUGGCUUCAGUCACCCCUCACGACUUCAUCGACCACUUCCUGUCCAAGCUGAAGAUCCACCCCUCCACCAAGCAGAUCCUCAGGAAGCACGCCCAGACCUUCGUGGCGCUGUGUGCUACAGACGUGAACUUCAUCGCCAGUCCUCCGUCGAUGGUGGCGGCCGGCAGCGUGGUGGCUGCUGUUCAGGGCCUGUUCCUGAAGAGCCAGGACUCCUCCCUGUCCUCCCAGAACCUCACCAACUUCCUGUCCCAGGUCAUCCGCAGCGACCCGGACUGCCUACGGUCGUGUCAGGAGCAGAUCGAGUCCCUGCUGGAGUCCAGCCUGCGGCAGGCCCAGCAGCACGGCGGCGGCGCGGCCGAGUCCAAGCGCGUGGACGAGGACGCCGACCUGUCCUGCACGCCCACGGACGUGAGAGACGUCAACAUUUGAGUACGGGCCGAUGCAGCGACGAUGACCCGAUGAUUGAAGGGAAAGCUGUUGUCCAGAGGGCGUGUGGGCUGAGGAGAGGUCCGGACUGAGAACUGAGAAUCCCCUCCUCUUUCCCCCUUCCUGCGGCCCCGGCGUGGGGCUCCUUUUUUAACCGGCCGAGCCGUCACUCUCAACAUAUAUGCUGUCCACAAUGACGGCCCAGACGAGACCAGAGCGCCCCGCCCGCCCGCCAACGCUACACACCCCAAUGCCACAUUUCCUGGCAGCCCCUCCCCUCCUGGGAAAAGAACUGAACACUACAGAAACGUACCAGAGAGAAAAAAGAAUAUUGGUGACCAGUGUGGGCUGGAGUGGAGCCACAGAAACAGAUUUUUUUUUUUUUUUUAAUUCCCUACCCACAUUAAACUAGGAAUCUUUAAAUUAAUGCAGACGCAACUCGCCUACUAAAACAUCCCAAAGUGUCGUGUACAGUAGGUCCUCGUGGUCUGCCUGCAGGUGCUCUCCUGCAACCUGACAUUUAUUAAUAACGCAAAGACUUACGUUCCUUAGUAUUGUAUCUAGAAUGAUUUAGACUGUCCAAGUUCUGUGUUUUUUCUUGUAGUGCAGACAUUCAUUUAGCCCUGCUUGCUUAUGUUUAGUCACUUUAUUAUAUCAUUUAGUCUUAUACCUCUUCUUUUCCAAGCGUUUUGGUUUCUUCAAAGCCAGUGUAGUGAGUGAUUGCUUUUUUCUUUUUAUGACUGUAAAAGUCUGUGGACUGCUGAUGUGGACAAAUGGAAUUCUUUGUUUAUUCCUUGAUGAUGUUCAUUUUUGGCCAAUUUCAGCUCGUUGUAAUUCGAUUACAUCAAAUCAGUGCACACGUAAGCAAGAGCGGUCCACAGUCUGUUAUGAUUUUCUUUCUCCGCAUAGUUAGACCUAAUACAAUUCCAAUGUCGUUUUCUAAAAAAAGCACUUUUGGUCAGCAGUGCUGGCUCAACUGACGAAAAAAAGAAAAAAAAAUCACAGUGAUUAAGUUUGUAAAAAAAAGAACAUGGAAAUGGAAUAAGGGGGUGGGGGGGGGGUUUAAAACUGCAGUUCCUCUGGUAACAGACAUGUCAAGUAGCAUUUUCACACACUUUUGCACCUGGAUCAGAUUCGUCUUAACGGGAAAAAAAAAGAAUUGACCAGUGUGGAAGGAAAAAAAAAAAAAGCGUGACGAAUGCUGCUCGAUCACCGCCGGGAACCCGAGAGCCGCCGGCUCUCGCCAAGCCGCUCGCUCUUCUUCCCGCUCUUCUUCUUCGUCAGAUCCAAGUUUUGACUCGAGUCCUAACCUGUGAGGAGCAGAGCUGCUCUGUCAGGCCCAAAGAUGUCAUAAGUUCAGUUAAACCUCAGCACGGAGAGAGCCAAAGCUUCACAUUUACGAAAACGUAAAAGUAAAAAAGAAGUAUUAUUUUUAUAGUUAAAAAAUAAUGCUUUAUUUUUAUAUACCCACAAUAUAUUUAUUUUUAUAACUCCCACAACUGACUUUGGUUCCAUCCUGCUGACGUUUAACUCAAAGGAUGAGCUCGUAUCUUCCUCCAGAGCAGCCCUGCAGUCCAGAAACGUGGUAAAAGUGAAACUCCCGCCUGUCUCUGACUCACUAGGACGGCAGCAUCAUCUUCCCCCCCCCCCCAAACCUCAGUUUGGAUACUGCUCAUGGAUUAUGGGAAAUGGAUAAAGCUUAAAAAGAGAGAGACCGACCGAGAGAAAAAGAGAGAAAGAGAAAGAGGGUGAUAAGACUAUUGAUGUGAUUUUUGCACAAACCUAAAAGACGUGGGCUGCAUCUCUUGGGGACUUGCCUAAAAAAAAAAAGAAGGUUGGAGAGCAAAAAAAAGACCGGCAACAGUACCAAGCGAUGAAAAAGUGGCUAAAAGGGUGAAGGCUCACCCAGUGGGUGCUGUCUCGCUGUAGAUGUUCAAGUUCAGGGUUCCUACACAGGAUGGAAAAGUGUUGAUGUUGAUGAAAGGUGGACAUACUUUUCAAAAAAUGUAAAAGGCAUGCGAGCUGGAGAGCUCGGCUUUAAGAGAGUGCUAAAUUAAAGUCAAACUUGUGUAGGAACUCUGUAAAAAAACUAGGUUUCUGAUUGUACAUUAAAGAUAGAAAGUAGGAGAGAAACACUCCUUGUAUUCCGCUGCUAUAGAAAAUAAAUCCCAGCUACAUGUUUAAAGAAAAAGUCAAAAAGGAAAAAAAAAAAAACAAGAAACUGAUUAAAAAACAAUGCUUUUCUCCUGUUGUUUGCUGCUACAUUUUGGUUGUUUUUUUUUUUGUUUUUUUGUUUUAUACAUAUAAAUGUCAAUAUACUGCCAUUCUAGGUUUGAAUUUUCUCAUAGAAAAUUGUGUUAUUGACAUCCUCAUUUGUUGUUUUUGUGUAGAUUAUAUGUGAUCAGUUUUUGUUUAUAAUUACUUAAUAUGAUUUUCCAAACUAUUCCAAAAAAAAAAGAAAAAACAUGGAAAAAUUAGACAAUGUACAGAAGUGCUUUGAUCCACAUUACCUCAUGUGACAGUCAAUAUCUAUUUCUAAUUUGUAGUCUUUUUUUUUUUUUUUGUUUUUAGUUCUUAUUCUAUUCUACUUGCUGGUCCGGUGCGUAGCCGGCUCUGUUAACCCCGCCCGACACCGAGCACGGGCGGUGGAACCAGCGAGUCCAGUGCAUGCUUUGAUACUGGUGCCAUAACAGAAGAUGGGAUAUGUAUAACUCUGUUGAGUGUUAAGCUGUCUCGGUGAAAGAGACUUUAUCCCCCUUUAGGCCCGUGGUGGCCUUUCUUCCUCUCCCCCCCCUUUUUAUAUUUAUAAAGACAAAAAAAGCUUUGUGCUACCAAUAUUCAAACUGUCAGUGAGUUGAUUUGAGUUUGUAAAUAGAGUCAGUGUCAUGCCCAGCAAGCCAUAGACUGUUUUUGCUGUUUAUCACAAAUCAUUCCACACAGUUUUUUGUCUUAUUUCAUGCCGAUUACCUGCAAAAACGAAGGCAAACAGUGUAUUCAUACUUGUGUCGACAACACAAUAAAACACGAAUUAGAUGGAAUCUGUAAA